This is a messenger RNA of Labeo rohita (rohu), 2605 nucleotides long. It is a transcript of the gene arrdc2, whose product is annotated as arrestin domain containing 2. Gene Ontology annotation, biological process: protein transport. Bases 305 to 1528 code for a protein of 407 amino acids. NCBI's taxonomy places the organism in Eukaryota, Metazoa, Chordata, Actinopteri, Cypriniformes, Cyprinidae. Gene Ontology annotation, cellular component: cytoplasm; plasma membrane. The record is from RefSeq and is a predicted model, not a curated record. The transcript is spliced from 7 exons.
CAGUCAGCUUGUUUUUGUCUAAGAACCUGUAAGCAUCAAUCAUCCGAGCUCUCCAUCCACACCCAGCUAAGAUGUUUAUGAGCAGGCAGCGAUUCCUGCCAUAGGCCUUACAUAAUAAAAUCAGAAAGACCGCCCACACGAGUUAAAGGCCGAAGAGGGAACAUGCACAGCUUCAGUUUUGUUUUGAACCUGAAGGAAGAAACAGCUUCCUUGCACUUGAAUGCAUCCUCUCGCUCUUUGUUCGACUGAACUCGACUGAAUACUUUAGGGGCUGCACUUGAGGAAACUUUUUCAAAGAGCAAAGAUGAUUUUUGACAAGCUGAAAAAGUUCGAUAUAGUCUUUGAUUCACCGGAGAUGGACUGUCCUCCGGUGUUUAGCAGUGGAGAUGUUGUCUCAGGGAAGGUUGUGCUUGAGCUCUCGGCGGAAAGCAAAGUCGAGUCGCUGAAGUUGCAUGCAGAAGGUUUCGCUAAAGUUCACUGGACCGAGUCUAGAAGCGCAGGGUCCAGCACGGCUUACACGCAGAACUACAGCGAUGAAGUGGAGUACCUGAACCGGAGAGAAGUUCUGCUGCAGGCAGAUAAUGGUGAACCGACAGUCCUGUCUGCUGGGAGACACGAAUACCCUUUCAGUUUCCAGCUACCAGAAGAAACUUUAGUGACGUCAUUUGAAGGCAAGCACGGCAGUAUUCGAUACUGGGUGAAGGUUAAGCUGCAUCGCCCAUGGGCGACCGUCAAGAAGAUCAAGAAGGAGUUCACGGUUAUCGAGCCUAUUGACAUCAACACACCGAGUUUACUGGCACCUCAAGCUGGAACCAAAGAGAAGAUGGCUCGCACCUGGUACCGCAGCUGCGGGCAGGUGUCGAUAACGGCAAAGAUUGAGCGCAAGGGGUACACGCCGGGUGAAGUGAUUCCGGUCUUUGCUGAGUUUGAUAACUCCACAUCACGCUCCGUGGUGCCCAAAGCUUACAUCACCCAGACGCAGACUUUCAUCGCGAGGGGCACCAUGAAGCAGAAGCGAGCCGUGGUGGCUACGUUGUGUGGGGAUAUAGUCGGCGCACGCCGUAGGGAGACGUGGCACGGCCGAGCCAUCAAAAUCCCUCCUGUCGGCCCGUCCAUCCUGCAGUGUCGCAUCAUUAAAGUGGAAUACAUGCUCAGGGUGUGUGUUGAUGUUCCUGGGACGUCCAAGCUUUCCCUGGAGCUUCCAUUGGUUAUGGGCACAAUUCCUUUGCAUCCGUUCGGCAGUCGCACGUCUAGCGUCAGCAGCCAGUACAGCGCAAACAUGGAGUGGCUUCGCAUGGCCAUCCCUGAGCAGCCUGAGCCUCCUCCAGAUUACAGCUCUGUUGUGUCAGAGGAGGAAGCGGUCCAGAACUCCACAGCAGUCCAACCUGAGGAAGAUCUCAGCGGCGUGCUGCAGCGCUCCUUCAUGGCCUACGUGCAGGAGUUCAGAUUGCGCCCACCUCCGGUGUACAGCGAGGUGGAUCCAAACCCUCAGCCCUUCAACAUGCGUCCUCGCUGCAUGACCUGUUGAACUCUCUGCCAGCUGAGCAUCACCUGAUGUUUGAAACAAAAGCCGAGAUUUGAUUCUCCCGGACGCCUCUCUGAGACUGAGAUUGGCACUUGUUCGAGCCGUUCGCAUCUGUGCUUCCUGCAGCGGGGCCGAGAGAGGAGGCGAUGUCUGGACUAGGCGAGGCAGAGCGCUUUCAUCAAACAAAGAGGACAUUCAUUACCGGGGCGAACAAAGGUUCUGCCCACGUUUGUGUCCCAAAGAGCGACUGGACUCUGAUCUGUGCCUAGAACGAUUGUACGUAGAAUCAGGGAAUUUUGGGCAUGAUCACUAGAGAAUUAUGGGUGAAAAGCCAUUCAGACAUGCUGCCCAUAGUGCCUUAUUUUGCUGUGAACGAGGGUGAGUCCCUCUUAACCAGCUGCAGUUUGCCACCUUAGAUGCUAGCAGGCAUGUGAUGCCGUCCUUUCCCGAAACCAUCAUCAUGUAUGUCUCAUUUGGUGUUGAUGUUAGCCAAAGAGAUCAUGUGAACAGGUUAUUCUAUGCAAAAGGGAAAACCUAGAGCUUUAAGGAAAUGAUGGAAGUAGAGAAUCUUUUCCCCCUCUUGGAGUGCACAAGUUUCAUCUGGCUCGACAGAGGUCGAGUCCGUGACCUGGAAGGUCUUGAUGUCUCAUUGAAUGCAUAACUUUUGAGAAAAGCCUUUGUUUUUCUUUAUUUGUCUUUGUCAGUGAUUUAAGGUAACAUAAUGUGAGGCUAGAACAGCCGGUUAGCUUUACUGAUAAUGGGGGAAAAUACAGAGCCAUGAUUUUUCAAGGUGCCUUUUUUUGUUGUUUUAGAAGAAACAAUGAAUGACUACAGGGAUUAUGUCACGUUAAGCUUUCCUAGUGUUACGACUCCCUGAAGUGUCCUUACAGACAUUCCAAAAAUACCACAGACUUGCUUCAUUUCCAGACUAUGAAAAAGUGUAACUUCAGGUAUAAACACAAUGACUGUUUAUGGCACUCAUUUUGAAUGAAUGUAUUUUAUAGAUUUUUGUUGUUGUUGUUGAAACUUCUGACAAGUAUAUUUUUGUUAAUCACUUUUGAAUAAAUAAGUAAAACAAUA